UCUUCUGCAUGGAUGAUGGCGAAUCGUAAAAAAAGUAAUGAAUCUUCUCGGUCUGUGUCGAAAAAUACAAAGUGGCACUUCGGCGAGGUGAUGUUCUCGUCCUCGUCUUCCGAGGAAGAAACGACAACCGGAUGUCGAAGUUGUAGAAAUACGUCGAACGAGCAUUUCAACAAGAAAACCACCGAAACCGACACGCAGCCAGGGCAAGAUACGUCGCGACGCGAGGAGAAUCCUUUCAGUUUCAAGCAUUUCCUUAAAAACGGUUCCCAAAAAAAGUACUACAAUGCUGGAGCUCGUCCAAAGGUUUAUCCUUCUCCCACACCGAGUCCUAAUAACUUGGAAAAGGAUGCUAAGGUCUAUUCCUGUAAUCCAACAGAGCUACCGGAUUUUGUGCAGGAUCAUCUAGUUUUAGAGCAGUGUUACUUGAAUCAUGAAUCCAAUCAGCAGAGUAUUCCAGAUGUAGAUAAUUUGCCUGACUUUGCUCUAAACAGUGUGGCACAGAGGCAAACCAGACUUAGAAAUAAAUCGAAAUAUAGUGAACCUGUUUUGUGUGAUCUCCAAUUUGAUCUUACUGGAAAUUUAGACAAAGAACUACCUCACAGAAAUCAGUCCGCACCAAAUGCAAAUUGUUCUGCCCAUUUAAAUUUACCUAUCCUUGAUAGAUCUAAUAUAGAAAGUACAGAAUAUCCAAAACCACCAGCGUUUCCAUUAGAUUUGCCGAUACUUGGAACUGAAUCUGAUGCAGGUCCCAAUGUAUCAGUAAGGGACUGUGCUGGACCUAGUGAAGCAAAUGUUCCAAAGUCUUUACCAGAUUUUUUAAAUGAUGGUCCCAUACAUAAUAAAACAACAAUAUCCACAGAUUCUGGAGUUGUUCCAAACAGUGUAGAGACCCCAGAAAGAAGGUUAUUGUUAGAAAAUGAAAGAUUACGUCAUGAGCUAGAACAAGCAAGAAAAGAAAUUAAUGAUAAGACUAAAAGAAUUCAAUUAUUAAAAUCAGAAUUGACCUCCAGAAGAGAAGUGGAGCAUGAAGAAACUGCUCAUCUUGAAAAAGCUAUGGAACAAGUUGAAGACAAUUUAAAACGUAGUACAAGAAGAGCAGUAAAUGCUGAAAGUACUGUCACAUCAUUAAAAAGAGAGAUUAAAGCUUUAAUGGCGGAGAUAUCACAGUUAAGGCUGGAGAAUACGGAACUUAAAACUGGAACUGCGGCGGGUGGUAGAACAAAGUGUGAUUCUUCGAACGUAAGUCGAACAGUAAGAAGGGUAACCAAUGAUUUAAGGACUGCUGCUUCAUCAGCAGAGGUAUCGUUGAGACAGCUAAUGUCUGGUGUGGACAAUUUAAGGGUACUAGCUUCUGCACUUGAGAAUGUAGAUAGGAUAGAAGACCGGACCAAAGAUUUUCUACCAGAUUUCAACGAAGAUAACUUAUGA
Messenger RNA from Dufourea novaeangliae, 1428 nucleotides. RefSeq lists its product as uncharacterized. The record is from RefSeq and is a predicted model, not a curated record. Gene Ontology annotation, cellular component: centrosome; midbody; ciliary basal body. The transcript has 8 exons. The coding region runs from base 13 to 1428 and encodes 471 amino acids. NCBI's taxonomy places the organism in Eukaryota, Metazoa, Arthropoda, Insecta, Hymenoptera, Halictidae. Gene Ontology annotation, biological process: positive regulation of protein localization to cilium; positive regulation of cilium assembly; regulation of cytokinesis.